AAGUUCAUUUUAUUUUAAGAUAUGGUAAUGGUUAAAUAUUGGCACAUGUAUUAUACAUCUUAAAUGUUUCAUUUUGUUUUCAGGUAAGAGAUAGACAUUAAAGAUGUUGACAAGAGAAUUAUUUCAAGUAGCUUCAGUUUCGAGGCUCAAUAUUCUGACUGGAUCUCUACCCAAGAAGGGAUAUAAUGGCUUUAGGUUGCCACACAAUAGACUGCUACACAGUGUGUGUCGGACCGGCUGUAGCGACUCCAAACCUAGAUACACUACUCAAACAGAACUAAAAUCAUUGAACUCUUUUAAGCAUAUCAGGGUUUACAGUAGUGAAAACCGACAAACUGCCUUAUCUGUGAUGAAAGAUUUAAAGCAUUUGAAAUCUUCACCAUUUCCUGCUCUCGUUCUUGGUGGUGCCGGAUUAAUUCCAUUCAUAGGAGCACCUCUUUACAUGGUAACAACAGGUGGUUUUGUCGCUAGUUUAGCUUAUAGUCAGGUUGCGUAUGGUGCAGUUAUUUUAUCUUUCGUUGGAGCGGUCAGAUGGGGUAUGGCAUUAUCUGACAAUGGAGUUGUCCGGCCGAACUGGAUCAAUCUUGGUUAUAGCGUGACUCCGUCUCUAAUUGCCUGGGUGGCAUUGAUGAUGCCUACGCCUUUUUCGCUGGCAACACUGAUGGUUGGUCUUGGUGGUGCAGGUUACAUGGAUAUCACAAUGUACGGAUAUCCAUCUUGGUUUAAAGCAAUGAGGUUUCUUCUUACAAUCACAGCAAUUUUAUCGCUAUGGACAACUUUACUUUUCCAUUAUGUGAAAUUUGGUUCGGCAAAGAAUAAAAAAUCUGAAGUAAAGAAAGGUAAAGAAGUCAAGCAGUCCAUAAAGGAUGUAGAAAAAGCCGUUGCUCAAGCUGUGUCAGAAAUUGAUCCAGUGGCAGAUGUUGUAUUAGGUGGUAGUAAACAGGGAAGUAGAACAUGGAGAAUUGAUACGAAAGAAAAAGGGAAUGUUUCGAAAGAAAACAGGAACAAUAAUUCUGAGUUAGGAGUAUUACAGGCUGUUUCAGAAAUUGACCCAGUGGCAGAUGUCGUUCUGGGAGGAUAUAGGUCCGGUCAGAAUUAUAAAGCUGGUACAAGGACUGAACAAAAUGUUAAAGGUAACUCAGAGGUAGCAGUCAUGCAAGCUGUUUCAGAAAUUGAUCCUGUUGCUGAUCUGGUUUUAGGUGGAAAUAAAACGUCAGAUUUGAGAUCUAGGUCAAAAUAAACUUUUCAGUCACAAGAUAUACAAACAGAGGGAGAUUUGUGAAUGCUUUAUCAAAAUAACAGAUAUAAUUAUGAUGAAAGUCAAUUUUUUAAAGAAAUACAAGUGUUUUUGUCUCAAA
Molecule: messenger RNA, 1358 nt
Organism: Ruditapes philippinarum (Manila clam)
Lineage: Eukaryota; Metazoa; Mollusca; Bivalvia; Venerida; Veneridae
Exons: 2
Coding region: 104-1240 (378 amino acids)
Source: RefSeq, a predicted model, not a curated record